Molecule: messenger RNA, 387 nt
Organism: Vicia faba (fava bean)
Lineage: Eukaryota; Viridiplantae; Streptophyta; Magnoliopsida; Fabales; Fabaceae
Source: the annotation of a GenBank genome assembly
AUGAGCAGACGUUCGAGCAGAACCAUUUAUGUUGGGAAUCUACCCGGCGAUAUCCAGUUUGAUGAUGCUCAAGAUGCUGAGGAUGCAAUUCGUGGGCGUGAUGGUUAUGAUUUUGACGGGCGUCGGUUAAGGGUGGAGGCUGCUCAUGAGGGUCGUGGUACUGGUAAUUCAUCUUCAAGAGAUAGACAUAGUAGUCAAAGCAAUGGCAGGGGUGGACGUGGAGUAUCCAGGCGCUCUGAAUACCGUGUUCUAGUUAGUGGAUUGCCAUCUUCUGCAUCCUGGCAGGAUCUUAAGGAUCACAUGCGAAAAGCAGGGGAUGUUAGCUUUUCCCAAGUUUUUUCACGAUGGAAGGGGUACUACUGGAAUUGUGGAUUACACAAAUUAUGA